AUGAGCACUAAGCCUGAUGUGAUUCGCAAGUGUUUGUGGCCUGCAUGCCUGGUGGGUCUGCUCAUCACUGGUGUGCUCUCCCUGGACUGUAACUUGCUACAUUUUCACCUGAGGAAAGUCACCUGGCAAAAUCUGAGACUUCUGAGCAGUAUGAGCAAUUCAUUUCCUGUAGAGUGCUUAAGAGAAACCAAAGCUUUUGAGUUGCCCCAAGAGAUCCUAUCACACACCCAGCCCGUGAAAAGAUACAUCAAGGAGGCCUUCUAUGAAAUGUCUAUACAAGCCUUCAACAUUUUCAGUCAGUACACCUUCAAAUCCACUUGGGAAAAUGAUUAUCUGAAACAAAUCCAAAUCGGACUUGAUCAACAGCUGCAAUACGUGGAACGAUGCUUGGAGGAAGAGGAGAAAGAAGAGGAUGACUCAAAAGAGAUGGAAGAGGAUGGGAUAAACCGCUCAGAAGCUAUGGUCCCCCAGCUAAGCAAUCUAGAACUGAGGAGAUAUUUCAAUAGGAUAGACAACUUCCUGAAAGAAAAGAAAUACAGCCACUGUGCCUGGGAGAUCAUCCGAGUGGAAAUCAGAAGAUGCUUCUACUACUACUUUCAGAAAUUCGCACCACUGCUCAGGAAAAAAUAA
Nyctereutes procyonoides (raccoon dog) is the source of this 630-nucleotide messenger RNA. RefSeq names its product interferon kappa (gene IFNK). Gene Ontology annotation, molecular function: type I interferon receptor binding; cytokine activity. Gene Ontology annotation, biological process: defense response; B cell proliferation; natural killer cell activation involved in immune response. The transcript has a single exon. The coding region runs from base 1 to 630 and encodes 209 amino acids. NCBI's taxonomy places the organism in Eukaryota, Metazoa, Chordata, Mammalia, Carnivora, Canidae. Gene Ontology annotation, cellular component: extracellular region. The record is from RefSeq and is a predicted model, not a curated record.